UCCGCGGCCGGUGCCAUGCGAAGACAGGAGGUGCCCGCAUCUUACCGGGAGCUGAGUGGAGACGUGGAGCAAGUAUAUGGAAACCCGACAGAGGAGGGAGAAGGAGAGAUGGAAGAUCAUGAAGAUACCGGCUCUGUUAUUUUACCAGAUGGUGAACUGGGUCCUAGUGUCCCCUACUUGCGUUUCAGCAAGACCUGCCUAAAGAAUGUUUUUUCAGUAAUUCUCCUGUUCAUUUAUCUGCUGCUUAUGGCUGUAGCUGUGUUCCUUGUCUACCAAACCAUCGCUGACUUCAGGGAGAAGCUCAAGCACCCAGUGAUGUCCGUCUCUUACAAGGAAGUGUCCUUGUAUGAUGCACCUGGUAUUGCCUUUUACCCAGGCAAGGCUCGGCUGCUUAGCUGCAAGCAUCAUUACUAUGACCACAUUCCACCUCUGGUAAACCCCGGUCAGCCAGGAGACAUCGAGUGCACCACUCAGAGAAUCAACUACACAGACCCUUUUACCAACCAAACCAUGAAAUAUGCUUUGGUUGUUCAAGGCCCUCGAGAUGUGAAGAAAAAGGAGCUGGUGUUUUUGCAGUUUCAUUUGAAUGGGACAGACCAAGACUUCAGUGCAAUUGACUACCUACUGUUUUCUUCCUUCCAGGACUUCRUCAACAGUCCAGAAAAAGCAGAAUUCAUGAAGGACUGUGAAAGCUCAUACUCCAGCUGGAAGUUUUCCGGAGGAUUUCGAACUUGGGUGAAGAUGUCCCUGGUGAAAACCAAAGAAGAAGAUGGUAGCGAGACUGUGGAAUUCAAGCAAGAGACUAGCGUGGUUAACUAUAUUGACCAGAGAACUAAACCCAGAAGCGACCAGCUGUUUUUUGUGGUAUUUGAGUGGAAAGAUCCCUUCAUCCAGACUGUUCAAGAUAUAAUCACAGCAAAUCCUUGGAACAUGAUUGCGCUGCUCUGUGGUAUCUUUUUGGCUCUGUUUAAGGCAGCAGACUUUGCUAAGUUAAGUGUUAAGUGGAUGAUCAAAAUCCGCAAGAGACAUCUGAAGAGAAGUCAAGCAAUGAACCACAUAAGCUGAGAAUGAGUGCCUCAAGCUGAGACUAAAAGACUGCCUUUUAAGUAUUCAUAGCAGAAGGAAUAGAACAUAACUGGAACAAACGUCAAUCGGCAACUACAGCUGUAAACCAGGUAUCUUUUCCGCAGAACACUCCUCGGCCGAGCAAACUGACACUUCAUCUUCCAAAGGGAGCUAACCCUCGGCCACGUCUAACCAACUCACGCUAUUUUAACUCAAAUCUAAUCCACUUACCUCGAUGCCUGGUGUGUGAGGGAGCGGGAAUUCACUGGUGUUCRGCAGGUCAGUGCUGCAGGGGCUGAGCUCUGUCACUGCGCGGGGUUUGAACUUGUCUCAGCCAGGAGAGCGCCUARCGCGGCGCGAGCCCCGCGCUCCUGCCGCCCCUCCCCAGCUGAGCUCAGAUACACUGGAGUCCUGGUG
Molecule: messenger RNA, 1482 nt
Organism: Nothoprocta perdicaria
Lineage: Eukaryota; Metazoa; Chordata; Aves; Tinamiformes; Tinamidae
Gene: PACC1
Product: transmembrane protein 206
Exons: 8
Coding region: 16-1065 (349 amino acids)
Cellular component (GO): cell surface
Source: RefSeq, a predicted model, not a curated record